Astrephomene gubernaculifera is the source of this 2344-nucleotide messenger RNA. Lineage: Eukaryota; Viridiplantae; Chlorophyta; Chlorophyceae; Chlamydomonadales; Astrephomenaceae. The record is from the annotation of a GenBank genome assembly.
GACGUUGCGACAGUUGCUACCGUGCCCUGAAGUACCUUUGGGACCCUGACCUAGCGUAUUUUUCAACUGUCGCCCUAGCAUCGUCAGGACCGGUGGACAUAGUCCCAGCGGGCGUAGAUCAGACAAGUUAUUAUUGCAUUUAUCCUAAACAGGUAACACAUAGCGUAUACAGGAAAUGCUGCGCGGCAGCUGCGUUGGCACUCUCGGCCGGCACCGGCCGAAUGCCGAGCAGCGAGGAGCUGCGCUCUGCGCGCCUAGCCCAUGUAGCUUAGUGCGGCACUGUCAAUGUAUUACUCCUUUCGGGCCAGCGUCUCAGCAAGCGCAACAGCGGUCGGUCUUUCGCCUGGGUAACGAAGCCAAGCGGAUACAAGUACAAGCUGCUGCGAAUGCUAGCCUUCAGCCUGAUGAGGGGUCGAAAAAGAGCGGCAACCCGCUACCGUGGAUUAUUACGGGCCUUGGGGUUCUCGCCAUCGGCGCCUACAUGAUGUCGGCGCCAGGCCAGGCGCUGAAGGAAAUCCUGGUCAAUGGCCCGCUGGGCAAAUCCGGAUUUCUAGCAGCCUUUUCCUUAAUCCUUCUAUCAGAAAUUGGCGAUAAAACGUUCUUUAUCGCUGCGCUGCUCGCAAUGAAGAUUGGGAAAUGGAUGUCCUUCUUCGGCAGCGUCAGCGCUCUAGCAGUCAUGACCGUCAUCUCCGUUAGCAUCGGCGCUGUCUUUUCACGCGUUCCAGAUGCGCUUAAGAGCUCCAUCCCUGUGGGCGAGCUAGCGGGCAUUGCUCUCCUCGUCUUCUUCGGCAUUAAGACGCUCCGGGACGGCUUGAUGGCUCCCAAGGACGGCGCCGCCUCCGACGCCAAGGGCGAUGAGCUCGCUGACGCGGAGAGUGCCGUACAGAGCGUUGGAUCCGGCGUCAGCGGCUCAAAGUCGGGUCAGCGGGGCGCCGGUAGCGGUUCCCCGCUGGCUGUGUUCCUGGAGGUGGCCACCCUGAUCUUCCUGGCGGAGUGGGGGGACAGAUCCAUGCUUGCCACCAUCGCACUGGGCGCCGCUCAGAGCCCGGUGGGGGUGGCGGUGGGGGCCAUCGGGGGGCACGCGGUGGCCACCGGCAUCGCGGUGGUGGGCGGCGCGCUGGCCUCCUCGCGCGUGUCGGAGCGCACCGUCAACAUCAUCAGCGGGGCGCUGUUCCUGCUGUUCGCGGGGGCAACGGCGUUCCAGAUGCUGUGAGCGGGGGGAGGAGGAGGUAAACGGAGCCGCGGAGGUGCUGCGAAAGGAGGGUAGCGUAGGAAAGGAGGGGAGGGGAGCGUGAAGAGGGAGGAGACGAAAAGAAGGAAAACCGUGCGGGAGGGAAGGGGGGUGAGUGAGACGAUGUGCGAGGCAGGCGGGAGGCGCGGUGGGGCUGCUGUUCGGGCUGUUGGGCCGAGGUGUUGUGGACUGUAGGAGAAGCGUGUUUGUCGUUGAUGGCUGCGGCUAACGAGACAGGCCGCGACUGCGGCUGCGAAACAGAAGGUAGGCAAGGAACUCGGGUGGGAAGGUGCCCAGAGAGGUGUGGCCGGUGCUCAGUGACCCAUGGGUCGCCAGGGCCCUGCGAGGCCGCCUGGAGCUGCCUGGAGGUGACAGCCUCGUCUUCAGCAUGACAGCACGACGGGGUGAGUGGCGCAAGGAAGAUGAGGUUCAUGGCAUGGGAGAAACAGCCGUAUGCGGGUAUGCUGGUGUGUGACUCGCUGGGAGGAAGGAGGCUCCAGGAAAGCUGCAUGCAUGGGAAGGGUGAAGGAGGGCUACGUCUGCAUAAAGGAAGUGUACUGCAUAAGCGGGGGUUUUGCUUAGGUACGCGAGACAUGAAGAGCGCGCGGUGUGAUGAGACUGACGACGGCUUUGAGAAGAAAACAAGAGAACGAAGCGACGCAUGUUCAGUGCAGUUGGUGGAUGGCAAGGAGCUCCACGUCUGGUGGUGCGAGGAGUGCAAAGGAUUCUUCGAGACGAGAGAAAAGAGGGUGGGUGCAGUGUUGGGUACAAUUUCGACGUUUCAGUGGGCCACUUCGUAAGCUCGUACGUUCACGUACUUUGGAGUGCGAGUAGGAUUGUAAGCGUGCUGGUGUGUGUGGGUACACGUCUGUUGUGGUGCUGUCUGCUUUAUGAAUCCCGCGUGGCGUCAUUGUCAUUUACUGGAGAGGGGCUGUGACACUUGCAACGCCUAUCAGCUGCAGCUGCUUAUUAUAUGUACAACGUUCUGCGUCGUAUAACUGUACUAGUAAAUAAGAGAUUCCUCGUGUUCUGUGUAUAGAAGUGACCAGACCUAAAGCCGGGAGGUGACUUACACCAAUCCAGAUACGAGCAUUGCGGGCAUCUGUAACACAU